Molecule: messenger RNA, 1363 nt
Organism: Saimiri boliviensis boliviensis (Bolivian squirrel monkey)
Lineage: Eukaryota; Metazoa; Chordata; Mammalia; Primates; Cebidae
Gene: NQO1
Product: NAD(P)H quinone dehydrogenase 1
Cellular component (GO): cytosol
Molecular function (GO): NAD(P)H dehydrogenase (quinone) activity
Source: RefSeq, a predicted model, not a curated record
CCUUCAUCCCCCAGGCUCCCUCCCUUCCUGGAACUGCAGCCUCGACAGCCUCUGCCCAGCGCCCCAGGACCAGGCAUUGGGUAUCACCCUGGUUGGCUGUCCAACUCAAAUGGGCGGGACAGCAGAUAUAAGAGAGAAUGCGCAGCGCACUCUGGACUCCUGCUCUGUUGCAGCCCCUGCAGCUCAGCCCCGAGAACAUACUCCCCGGCCAGGGUCGCCCCAGCAACAGCGAGCCCAGCCAAUCAGCGCCCUGGACUGCACUGGAGCCAUGGCCGUUCUGGAAGCUGGGAGUCCAAGUUCAAGGUGCUGGAAGGUGUGGUUGUCUGGAGAGAGCUGCAUUUGGAAGAAUGCUGUAUCCUGACAUGGACGGCAUCAGGCAGAAGGUGGAAAAUGGAAGGGCAGGCAGAAAAGCACUGAUCGUCCUGGCUCACUCAGAGAGGACGUCCUUCAACUAUGCCAUGAAGGAGGCUGCUGCAGUGGCUUUGAAGAAGAAAGGAUGGGAGGUGGCCGAGUCGGACCUCUACGCCAUGAACUUCAAUCCCAUCAUUUCCAGAAAGGACUUCACAGGUAAACUGAAGGACCCUGAGAACUUUCAGUAUGCUGCUGAAUCUACUCUGGCUUAUAAAGAAGGCCGUCUGAGCCAGGAUAUUGUGGCUGAACAAAAGAAGCUGGAAAACGCAGACCUUGUGAUAUUCCAGUUCCCCCUGCAGUGGUUUGGAGUCCCUGCCAUUCUGAAAGGCUGGUUUGAGCGAGUGUUUGUAGGAGAGUUUGCUUACACAUAUGCUGCCAUGUACGACAAAGGACCCUUCCAGAAUAAGAAGGCAGUGCUUUCCAUCACCACUGGUGGCAGCGGCUCCAUGUACUCUCUGCAAGGGGUCCAUGGGGACAUGAAUGUCAUUCUCUGGCCAAUUCAGAGUGGCAUUCUGCAUUUCUGUGGCUUCCAAGUCUUAGAACCUCAGCUGACAUACAGCAUUGGGCACACUCCAGCAGACACUCGAAUUCAGAUCCUGGAAGGAUGGAAGAAACGCCUGGAGAAUAUUUGGGAUGAGACACCACUGUAUUUUGCUCCAAGCAGCCUCUUUGAUCUAAACUUCCAGGCAGGAUUCUUAAUGAAAAAAGAGGUGCAGAAUGAGGAGAAAAACAAGAAAUUUGGCCUUUCUGUGGGCCAUCACUUGGGCAAGUCCAUACCAACUGACAACCAGAUCAAAGCCAGAAAAUAAGAUCCAUAAGACUGGAUUUCCUCAUAACGUGUUAUCAGAUCUGGGUAUCUUUCCAAGCUUCCGACUCACUUUAGUUUUUAAGAUUUGCGUUUUGUUUCUUUUUUUUUUCCACAAUGAAUAAAUAGGAGAGGGAAUCUACUGUA